Messenger RNA from Hyaloperonospora brassicae, 4092 nucleotides. The record is from the annotation of a GenBank genome assembly. NCBI's taxonomy places the organism in Eukaryota, Oomycota, Peronosporomycetes, Peronosporales, Peronosporaceae.
AUGACGGUACCCGACGCGUCCGAUGCGUCCAGACGUACGGCCAUCAAAUACGACGAUGGCAAGACACUGCUGGCUGAGGGACCGCAGGCGCUGCACGACCACGUUGCGUCGCGCAUGGAGAAAUCACUGGGCAAAGCGCUUCCGCAGAUGGAGGUGCGCUUCAAAGACGUGUCCAUUACGGCUGACAUUAUGGUGAAAGACGAGUCGAACAUCACUGUGGAGCUGCCCACUCUGAUCAACGUGAUCAAGACGGGGGUCCGCGAGCUGAGGUCCAGCAAGCACGUCGUGAAGAAGGAGAUCCUCAAGAACAUCAGCGGCGUGUUCAAGCCAGGCACCAUCACGCUCGUGCUCGGCCAGCCGGGAUCUGGCAAGUCGUCGCUCAUGAAGCUGAUCAGCGGCCGCUUCCCGGACGGCAAGAACAUCACGAUGGAGGGCGAAGUGACGUACAACGGCACACCAGCCAAGGAGAUGCGCAAGCACCUGCCGCAGUUCGUGUCCUACGUGACCCAGCGAGACAAGCACUACCCGCUCUUGACUGUAAAAGAGACGCUCGAGUUUGCGCACGCCUGUUGCGGUGGCGGUCUCUCCAAGCGUGACGAGCAGCACCUUAUCAACGGCUCGCCCGAGGAGAACAAGGCCGCGCUGGAGGCUGCGAGAGCCAUGUACAAGCACUACCCAGACAUCGUCAUCCAUCAGCUCGGACUGGACAACUGUCAGUACACCAUCGUGGGUGACGCCAUGAUCCGCGGUGUGUCGGGCGGAGAGCGCAAGCGCGUGACAACGGGCGAGAUGGAGUUCGGCAACAAGUACGUUAUGAUGAUGGACGAGAUCAGUACGGGACUCGACAGCGCCGCGACGUUCGACAUCAUCACGACCCAGCGCAGCAUUGCCAAGAAGUUCCGCAAGACGAUCGUGAUUUCGCUGCUGCAGCCGUCGCCCGAGGUCUUUCAGCUCUUCGACGAUGUCGUGAUCUUGAACGAGGGCUACGAGAUGUACCACGGACCAAGGGCUGAGGCACUGAGUUACUUCGAAGGCUUGGGCUUCAAGUGUCCGCCUCGUCGUGACGUGGCCGACUUCUUGCUGGAUCUCGGCACGGACAAGCAAGCGCAGUACGAAGUGGAAUCGGCUCGAGGUAGUUCGGUCCCGCGGUCGGCCAGCGACUUUGCCACAGCGUUCGAGCGCUCGUCCAUCUAUGACCGAAUGCGAGCAAGCCUCGAAGAUCCGGUACACCCCACCCUCGUUCAGGACAAGAAGGUGCACAUGGACAUUAUGCCAGAGUUUCACCAGAAUUUCUGGGACAGCACGUGUUUGCUGAUGACACGACAGAUCAGGGUGACGUUGCGCGACUCGGCGGCACUGUGUGGGCGCCUGUUCAUGAACACCAUCAUGGGUUUGCUGUAUGCCAGCGUCUUCUACCAAAUUGACCCGACAAACGCACAGCUGAUCAUGGGCGUCAUCUUUGCCUCGGUGCUGUGUUUGUCGCUGGGCCAGUCUGCUCAGAUCCCGACAGUCAUGGCUGCGCGCGAGGUGUUCUACAAGCAGCGUGGAGCCAACUUCUUCCGCACGGCGUCUUAUGUGCUUUCGUCGUCGGGUAGCCAGCUGCUACCAAUCAUUCUGGAGAGUGUCGUGUUCGGCUGCAUCGUGUACUGGAUGUGCGGCUUGGUUGAUACGAUCGGGGCGUUCUUGCUGUUCCUUUUGAUGCUGAUUCUGACGAACCUCGCGUUCACGGCGUUCUUCUUCUUCUUGGCUUCUGCUUCGCCGAACUUCAGCAUCGCCAACCCGAUCUCCAGUGUAUCGAUUCUGUUCCUGAUCGUGUUCGGAGGCUUCGUCAUCACGAAAGAGCAAAUUCCGGACUACCUCAUCUGGAUAUACUGGCUGAACCCGAUUGCUUGGUGCGUGCGCGCGCUGGCAGUGAACCAGUACAGGGACGACACCUUUGACACGUGCGUUUACGGCGACAUCAAUUUCUGCGAGAGCUUCAACCAGACGGCUGGCAUAUACUCGCUCGGUACAUUUGAGGUUCCGUCCGAAAAGUACUGGCUGUGGUACGGCUUCGUGUUCAUCGGUGGCGCAUACGUUUUCUUCAUGUGUCUCUCGUUCAUCGCACUGGAGUACAACCGAUAUGAGAGUCCCGAGAACGUGACAUUGACCUCGGAAAACAAGGGCGACAUUAAGGACGGAUACGGUCUGAUGCAAACGCCGCGUGGCUCAACAAACGGUGGCGGUGUUGCACUCUCUGUGGCGCCUGCCAGCGACAAGCUCUUCGUCCCGGUCACCAUCGCUUUUAAGGACCUCUGGUACAGCGUGCCGGACCCGACCAACCCGAAAGGAACGAUCGACCUGCUGAAAGGCAUUAGUGGCUACGCGCUGCCAGGUACCAUCACGGCACUCAUGGGAUCGUCGGGUGCAGGCAAGACGACGCUGAUGGAUGUCAUUGCUGGACGCAAAACGGGAGGAACGAUCGGUGGCCAUAUCCUGCUCAACGGCGUUCCUGCCACCGACCUCGCCAUCCGACGCUCGACUGGGUACUGCGAGCAAAUGGACAUCCACUGUGAGUCGGCAACAUUCCGCGAGGCGCUCACGUUCAGUGCAUUUCUCCGCCAAGGCGCUGACAUUCCCGACAGUCAGAAGUACGACUCGGUGAACGAAUGCCUGGAGCUGCUCGAUCUGCACCCAAUUGCUGAUCAGAUCGUCCGCGGCAGUUCUGUGGAGCAGAUGAAGCGACUGACGAUCGGUGUGGAGCUGGCGGCUCAGCCCAGUGUGCUUUUCCUGGACGAGCCCACGAGCGGACUGGAUGCGCGUUCCGCCAAGCUCAUCAUGGACGGCGUGCGCAAGGUGGCGAACACGGGUCGGACCAUUGUGUGCACGAUCCAUCAGCCUUCGACGGAAGUUUUCAGCGUGUUCGACAGUCUGCUACUGCUGAAGCGCGGCGGUGAGACGGUGUUUGCGGGUGAGCUGGGUGAGAACGCGUGCAAGAUGAUUGCGUACUUUGAGUCCAUCGAUGGUGUGGAGAAGCUGGACGACAACUACAACGCGGCAACGUGGAUGCUGGAGGUGAUUGGUGCGGGCGUGGGCAACAGCAACGGCGCCAAGGACUUUGUGAAGGUCUUCCGGGAGAGCAGACAGUUCGAGAUUCUGCAGGCAAAUAUGGACCGUGAUGGUGUGACUCGACCGUCGGCGGACUUGCCUGAAUUGACGUUCGCCGACAAGCGCGCUGCAACGGAGCUGGUCCAGAUGAAGAUGGUGAUGCAGCGCUUCUUCCGCAUGUACUGGCGCACGGCAUCGUUCAACUUGACACGAUUCUUCGUAUCUCUGGUGCUGGGUCUCGUCUUCGGCAUCACGUACAUCGACUCGGAGUACACAUCGUUCACUGGCAUCAACUCGGGCAUGGGCAUGUUGUACAUGGCGGUCGCGUUCCUCGGCAUCUGUUCGUUCAACAGCUCGUUGCCCAACGCUUCUCAGGAGCGUGGAAUUUUCUACCGCGAACGCGCAGCGCAGACGUACAACGCGGUCUGGUACUUCUUUGCUUCGAGUGUGGUGGAGAUCCCGUACACGUUCCUGGCCGUGAUGCUGUUCAUGACUCCUUUCUACCCAAUGGUGGGCUUCAGCGGGGCCAGUGCCUUCUUCACGUUCUGGCUUGCCAUGUCGAUGCACGUGCUGCUGCAGGCGUACAUCGGCGAGUUCCUGGUGUUCUUGCUGCCGAAUGUAGAAGUCGCCCAGAUUUUGGGCUCCCUGUUGUCACUGGUAUUCCUGCUGUUUAUGGGCUUCUCUCCCCCUGCCGGAGACCUGCCGACGGGCUACAAGUGGCUGUACCACAUCACGCCGCAGAAGUACACGUUUGCAGUCCUGGCCAGUCUCGUGUUUGGCGACUGUCCCGACAGCGGCGUGGGCGACGACGUUGGUUGCGAGCUCAUGACGAACAUGCCGCCGAACCUUCCUGCGGGUCUGACCGUGAAGAGCUACUUGGACAGUGUGUUCCUCGUGGAGCACAGCGAAAUUUGGCGCAACAACGGCAUCGUGCUGGCGUUCUUGGUGCUCUUCCGUGUGCUCACGCUGGUGGCGAUGCGCUUUGUGAACCACCAGAAGCGGUGA